Haliaeetus leucocephalus (bald eagle) is the source of this 1830-nucleotide messenger RNA. RefSeq names its product NME/NM23 nucleoside diphosphate kinase 3 (gene NME3). The record is from RefSeq and is a predicted model, not a curated record. NCBI's taxonomy places the organism in Eukaryota, Metazoa, Chordata, Aves, Accipitriformes, Accipitridae. Gene Ontology annotation, biological process: GTP biosynthetic process; CTP biosynthetic process; UTP biosynthetic process. The transcript has 5 exons. Gene Ontology annotation, molecular function: nucleoside diphosphate kinase activity. The coding region runs from base 39 to 548 and encodes 169 amino acids.
CGGGGCGGGGGCGCGGCCCCUUUAAGAGCGGCGCCGCCAUGAUCUGCUUGGUGCUGGGGCUGUUCGCCGGCCUCUUCCAGAGCGCCUGUAGCGGGGUCAACGAGCGCACCUUCGUGGCCAUCAAACCGGACGGGGUCCAGCGGCACCUGGUCGGGGAGAUCAUCCGGCGGUUCGAGAGGAAGGGCCUGCAGCUGGUGGGGCUGAAGCUCCUGCAGGCCUCAGAGGAGCUGCUGAAAGAGCACUACAUCGCCCUUCGUGAUCGUCCCUUCUACAGCCGGCUGGUGAAGUACAUGAGCUCUGGGCCUGUGGUGGCCAUGGUCUGGCAGGGCCUGGAUGUGGUCAAGACAGUUCGCACAAUGAUUGGGGAGACUAACCCAGCUGAAUCCAGGCCUGGCACCAUCCGAGGAGACUUCUGCGUUGAAGUCAGCAAGAAUGUGAUCCAUGGCAGUGACUCAGUUGAGAGUGCCCAGCAGGAAAUCUCCCUCUGGUUCCACCCGGAGGAGCUGACUUGCUGGGAGGACACGGCCGAGCACUGGAUCUACGCGUGAGAAGAGCAGCCUGAGGGAAGUACGUCUUCCUGACUGGGCACAGGGUUUUUCCAUCCAUUUCAUUGCAGCUGCUUGGGCUGGCUGUGGAUCCUGGUGCGGUGUCGCGUGCUUUGGGGGUUUCUGUUCUGUGGGUGGGUGGAGGGGUGCUGGUCUGUGUAUGUAACUCUGUGGCUCAGCUCCCUGCAAGAGUAGCUGUUUCUUUUUUUCUUCUCUCUGCUGUAAUAAGUAGGUAGUUGGUAUUGUUGCUUUGUUUGCUGCAGUAUCUUAAAUACCAAAUAGCUCAAGGCGAUUUAUUGAAGUGAAAACUGGGCUCUAUGCCCAUUCCUGUGUGUUCUCAGACCUGCCUGGCACAGGAGAAUGUGUGCUCCUUGCUGCUGGGAGAGGUGCUUUGGUCGCUACAAGGUGAUGUGAUAGAUGUCAUCUACCUGCAUUUCUGUAAGGUUCUUCACCAAAGGCUUUUAAAGAAUUAGGGCGCUAUGCGGUAAGGAGGAAAGUUUCCCCCCGGGGUAAGAGCUUGUUGCAAGACAAGGAAUGAAGGACAGGACAAAUAGCUUGCUUUCCCUUGGUGGGAUCUUUGUGUGCCAGGGCUGCUACAAGUUUACCCAGCUUCAGAUGUGAUUAGUGAGUCCAUGGAAGGAAGAUUCACCAAAUGCUGUUAAACACACAGUUUGUCUGGCUCUGGUUCCUGGCUGCAGGUGCUGGGAGCAGGGAAGCAGCUUCUCCAGGUCUGCUUUGGUUCUCUGCGGGCCUCCGAUGCUGGCUGCAUGGCUGCUGGCCUGACCCAGCACAGUUGGUCUCAUGCUGUCCCUCCAUGGUGACUGACACACGCUAGUGAAGCAGCAGCACUGCACAAACCACAGAAGUAGAAGGGGGAGAGUGAGGUGGGGAAGGAUCUGUAGAUUUGGGGCUCAGGAAGGACUGGGAGGGCUAUUUAGUCCUCUCUCAUGUGCAGUGCAGGCUGUGGAGUCCUGGCACCAAGCUCUGGGAGAUCCUGAGAUCUUCCUUGUCUGAUGGUGGAGCUUCCCUGCCAAGAGGGUUUCUGGAAACCCAGUUUGUAAUAGGUUGGACGCCUUGAACCUGCUGUGAACUCUCCCUGGAACAUCAAACUCCUCUGAGCUGUGUUGAGUCCGAGCUCCCUGCACAGCCUUGCUGGAACAUAAGGGCAGGGACAGUGACAGCGACAUGGCACCCUGCUGUGGAAUGGGGGCAUGGUUAAACCCAGGGAAUGAGGUCCCCUGGGGCUUUCCUGCAUGUAGGGUGUGGUGUUCUCUCUCCCUCUCUC